Molecule: messenger RNA, 3375 nt
Organism: Branchiostoma belcheri (Belcher's lancelet)
Lineage: Eukaryota; Metazoa; Chordata; Leptocardii; Amphioxiformes; Branchiostomatidae
Exons: 2
Coding region: 2048-3019 (323 amino acids)
Source: RefSeq, a predicted model, not a curated record
AGAUGAAGAACGUAAACGAGGUUAGACAAAAUACAAUGCCACACAAUGCAGGGCGUUAAAAUCAUUACUUAGGAGCUUUUUCAAGACAAUACCGUGGAUUUCUUACUCUGAUACACACAAUUCCGGUACAUGUAUGUUCUGAAGUCAUAGCAGUAGAACACACUAAUCUGGCUCGCAGAACGUAUCUAUGUCGCGGGACGUUUCUGUCACUAUCUCCACACUCUCGGGCUGCUUAUAAAAAAUGACAUACUUAAGUCAACUCAAACAUAAGCCGAGUCACGAAGGAUGAUGGUACAGAAUAUUGGGAGUGAUAUCUCUCCGCCGAUUUUGAUUUGUUGGUUGUUUCAGAGGUCUUUAUAUCGUUACAAAGAAAUUUGAUAGAUUUUUUUCACAACAUUAAUUAAUUCUCCUUGAACAAGCUUUAUAGAAAUAAACCCUGCUUUCCUUUGAAAGGUCAGCAUACUGCCCAUGUAUUAUCACAGACCGACUCUAACAUCCCCGGCCAUCGCGAUGGAACAUCCUACCUCCUACCUGGGUAAAGAAAAGCGCGGGAAGGCAGCUGGUCCGUCUGACGAGAAGACCCCAUUCUGUCGUCCGUUACUAAGGUGAGAUGUGCCGACCCUCAACAACUCGGAUAGGCAACAGUUUCAUGAAGAUCGAUAUCUUCCGUCCUGACCCGCCGAGGUUUUCUUGCUUGUCAUGGCAACAUUUUGACAUGACAUGAUGGCAGCAUCAUGCUGUCUGAGUGUAAAUCUUGUCUAGACUCGUAAGUCAGUAUUGCCGCGGUAUGCUCUCAGCGAAUAAUCUUCCAUUGCGAGUCAAGCAACUUGUAUAGAUGACGGGAGAAAAAGUUGUGUGUGGGGAUUGUUAUCUCUGUAAUAGCAUGAAUAAGUACGAACACUGAUAACCUUUCUCCUUGGAGUUCCGUCAACAUUGACAGUAUCCAAAGAAUUCUUCCCAUUCGCUGCACACCGAUUAUUAGAGGGCGGAGGACCUUGGAACGAAGGGACACACAUUAUGCGGAUUUCCCUCAACAAAGGGUCCUCUGCGUUCAGUAUUUUCUAUGUCUAACUGUCAAAGUUCAAGAAACACCAAUGGAGGGUUGCGACCAGGUGAAUAUUCUAGAUUGCCGUGAUUUGGCUGAGCGCCACAACGAGAGACAAGAUCUGGGAAACUGAGGGCAGCUGGGUGAAAGGUGGAACACCAUUAGGGAGACACUAACUCACAGAGAGGAUUUGCUUUUCUUUGAAAUUCCUGAGGUGUGAGGCUAAUGGAUAGAAGUAAGCGGAUUUUGCAGGAGGUUCUGACAAGAAGAUGCGUGUGGAAAUACUCUCAGUCUGACGCCGACAUUCUGGGAAGAAUGUCAUUACCUGUUGGAUACCAGCCAAGUUGGUAAUGCGACAUUUCCCACACAAACCCAUCUGGGUUCAGCAGGCCAAAUUUCACCUGUAGACGAAUAUAGACAUCUGUUAAUAGGUGUGAGAACUGUAGUUACUACCUGUACGUUGUGUGCCAUAUCCUUAUCCAGCAUGGCCUUGGGCAGUCCUAUCAAGGCUCAGUACCUCUUAUGGUAUUAAGUACAGUUUCCUUAGUUACGUCUUGCUCGUGCUGACUAAAAAAGAAGCUAACACGGCGGGUCGUUGGACGAAAGGACGUUGCACGGACGAGCGGUAACUUUGAUGUUGUGAUUGUUCAUGGCCUUUGACAUUUGUAUGUUGAGAAGAUCCACUAAAGUGACAGAAUAAAGAAGUAGCAGACAAGAAGAAUAGUCAGUUUGUUUGGGAAAUCCAGCAGACCGUGUCUUUCGGCAAACAAGCAAAGCUUGCAAGAGCUUCACAGGAGAGAAUAUAUACGCACGCUUGGCUGUUGUAAGAAGGCGUGACACGGUGAUACAAAACGUGAUCAGGUGAAAAACGUGGAGCGACAGACAGACGACACGCAAUGUGUGGGUGCGAAAAGUGACGUGAAUAUCAGUUACCAAGGUGACGCUGCACAGACGACAGUUCCUACCUGUGAAAGAGAAGUUGUUACCUCGAGAAGCAGCUGCAUGACGAGAACUAGGCUGUUAGACAUGGAACGGCAAAUUCCAAUCCAGGAGGAACUUGCCAAUAUCCGCGCCAUUAAGCCGGCCCUUGUGCGGCGGUCUGGUGGAAUCGCCGGUAACGUACAGAUGAAGAAAUUUGAACGUGAUAUCAAGCUGCUGGACGAGCAGAUAAGGCAGAGCGAGAAACAUUUUUUCAGCGAACAAAAAGAUCUUCUAACGCGCCUGGACCGUCUAAAGGCGGGACGGAAUUCGAUCGUCGACCAAAAUGGACGGAAAUUUUCGGCAAGUUCGUCCGAGCCGGGCAUCCAUCGAGGACACCUGGUACCAAGGCCUCCUAAUCACGGGGGUCCUCUUCUGGACAGGCGAGCUCAGCUCAUGCACAAAAUCGACCAACAAACUGCACGGUUCCACAAAGAAGACAAAAAGGAGGAGACGGAGGCUUUUCGGAAGACCCCGGUAAGACUCAAGCCCCUUCCUGAGAACUACAAACCAAAGAUAGGACAGAACAAGCCCGAGUCAUGCGCCAAGGAACCAGCGGGCGGGGAGUCGGACAGGUCGAGCCAGGACUCCCGUCCCUCCCAGACCUGUUACACCGUGUGCACGGCUGGUUCCUCCUCCUACCACAGCGCCACUACUACAGUUGCUACAUUGUCCGAGCCAGCUAAACGGACCAGGAAGAUGUCAUAUGCAGGACUACCGUCCAUGUACAACAACACGGGGCAGGCACAGUCAAAGUCUUGGGACGAGGCCGUCGCCACCACGCCUGCCAAACCGCGGCCGCAGAGGCGGGUUUCUCUGCCAUCAAGGCUCUCGGGCCUGGGGAAGACCUCUUCCGACCACCUGCCUCAAGCACCCGAGCACCUGCACAGCUGGCUGGGGUUACGUACACAAGCAACCCUGGACAGGAUGAGGGGACAACCGAAGGACGAGAUGGCGCUCUACCAGCCAAGGGGCAAGAAGAAGGGGUCAUUUUAGUUGGAAGUUCACCGUUGUGUAAACUUAGAGGUGCGUUUACUACAGUAUCAACACACCGUGGUAUUAACAGAAUGUCCAAAACGUCUGGCACAUGUAUACGCGGUAUACUGUGCUGACUGUUGUCAUCUCAACUGGUGUGGGAUUGUGGUUUCUGUCUCCGCUAAAAAAAUGAACUUCAUCAGGGCAUCAGACUUGGAUAAAGCAACACAUAUCUGCUGAGAAAUUACUGGGGAUACCAUCCAAUCAUUGGCCUGGGUGCCUCGUACGAGCCAUUAUGAGCUUUGUAAAUUGUAGUUUGCUGACAUUAUAAUAACACACAUAACGUACAUUAUCCAGGAUAAUAUGACUUGAGAAAU